This is a messenger RNA of Fukomys damarensis (Damara mole-rat), 3159 nucleotides long. Its product is annotated as torsin-1B. The transcript has 5 exons. Gene Ontology annotation, molecular function: ATP binding; ATP hydrolysis activity; kinesin binding. Gene Ontology annotation, cellular component: nuclear envelope; endoplasmic reticulum lumen. Gene Ontology annotation, biological process: protein localization to nucleus; nuclear membrane organization. The record is from RefSeq and is a predicted model, not a curated record. Bases 1 to 1221 code for a protein of 406 amino acids. NCBI's taxonomy places the organism in Eukaryota, Metazoa, Chordata, Mammalia, Rodentia, Bathyergidae.
AUGAAAUCCCCACAGGAGCGAGCUGAGCCCAGCACUUCCCGGAGGCGGAGGCUCCUGCGAAGACGGAUUUUUAAUGCCGACCCGCAUGCGGCGGUCCUGAAACAUCAUUUUGCUCAUUUCCAAAUUCAAAGCUCGGAAAACCAAAAAGAAACCGAAAGUAGCGUGGCCACCCCGCCUGCUCCAGGGCAGCCCUCCAAAGUAGUUUUCAGACGUGCAGGGUCCACCCCGGGCGACCACCGUUGGCCCUGCUUUCCACGAGCCAGCAGGGGUGGCAGGAAGCCGCCUGCCUGGGCCAGUGCACCCCUAAAUGCGCGUCCCUGGCAGUUAACUGUGGCUCGGCCUUCCGUGUCAGCUUUUUGGUGCCUUACUAAGGUGUCUUUCUCUCUGCUCUGGGGCCCGCACCCCGCAGCCCUCAAGCUGGACUUGGAGGAGAAGCUGUUUGGACAGCACCUGGCCACAGAGGUGAUCCUCAAAGCGCUGACCGGCUUUAAGAACAACAGAAACCCCAAGAAACCGCUCACCCUGUCCCUGCACGGCUGGGCAGGCACAGGCAAGAACUUCGUCAGCCAGAUGGUGGCGGAGCACCUGCACCCGCGAGGCCUGAAGAGUCACUUCGUCCACCUGUACGUGUCGACCCUCCACUUCCCCCACGAGCAGAAGAUAAAACUGUACCAGGACCAGCUGCAGAAGUGGAUCCACGGGAACGUGAGCAGGUGCGCCAGCUCAGUGUUCAUAUUUGACGAGAUGGACAAGCUACACCCCGGGAUCAUCGACGCCAUUAAGCCCUUUCUCGACUACUACGAGCAGGUGGACGGGGUGUCCUACCGCAGGGCCAUCUUCAUCUUCCUCAGCAAUGCGGGCGGGGACAUCAUCACCAGGACAGCGCUGGACUUCUGGCGGGCAGGGAGGAAGCGGGAGGAGGUCCAGCUGAAGGACCUGGAGGCCGUGCUGUCCGUGGGCGUCUUCAAUAACAAGCACAGCGGCCUGUGGCACAGCGGCCUGAUAGACAGGAACCUCAUCGACUACUUCGUCCCCUUCCUGCCCCUGGAGUACAGGCACGUGCAGAUGUGCGUGCGUGCAGAGCUGCGGGCCCGUGGGGCCGCGGUGGAUGAGGACGUGGUGGCCAGGGUGGCGCAGGAGAUGACGUUCUUUCCCAAGGACGAGAAGAUCUACUCGGACAAGGGCUGCAAGACGGUGCAGUCCCGGCUGGACUUCUACUGAGCCCGCCCCGCCUCUCCGAAGCGCUUUUAUGCCCUCUGGGGUCUGCACGUUUGCAGCUGGGGAUGUGGGGACCUCGGGGUCCUGAGUGACUUGGGACAUUGACUGGCUGCCUGAAGUUGCCGUGCGACAGCAGGCAGCUCACCCGCGGCCGAGCGUGGGUCUGUGAAGUCCCCGCGACUCCUGCUGCUGCCGUCACCGGUGCCUUUGAACGGCCGUGCGCACAGCCUCGGUGCCACCUCCUGGGGCUUAGGGGUCCCAGGGACCCGCAGCGCGCCUGCGCCACCUGCUGGGAUGGCCCUGCCCCGCUGUUGCUUUGCACAAAAAGCCUGCCCGACCCAGUGCUUCCUGUGGUGCUGGGUGGCACCUGGGGUGCCCAUGGUGUUGGUGAGGCACUGGCACUGGACCUAGGACAAGGCUGGCACAGCCUCGGUGCCAAAGAGCAGGGCAGACGGGACCUUCGGUCCAGCUCUGCUCUGGCUGCGGGGACAGCCCUGGGCAUGGAGUCCCCUUGUCCUUGCCCCCUCCGCCCAGCCUCCCCACAGCCUGGGUCUUCUCAUCACUGGAUACCCGAUCCCCUGGCUGCAUCCUCCCAGAGCCGGAAGGGGGCCUGUCGUGACUCGUUGCCUGUUACACUUGAAACUCAUCCAGCUCCAUCCUGCAGAACCUGAAAAUCUGUAAGAUGGAGCUGGGCGUGGCGGCACAUGUCUGUCAUACCAGCACCAGGGAGGCUGAGGCAGGAGGAUCGCUGAGUUCCAGGCCAGCCUGGGCUCCAUAGUGAGUUCAAGGCUGGCCUCUGCCCACCCCAAAGGCUCAAGUUUAAAAGGUUGUCUAUUUUUAUAAUGUUUUUACUUCUGAAUCUAAAAGUAAGUAGAGGAGGUCACAUAUUUUAAAGCGAGGGAAGGAACAAAAUGGGAGUUGUUUCUUCCCCUCUCAGGUCCUCCUGAACCGAGCUUGAGAAUUCUGUGAAGUGCCUGGAUCACGCUGUAGGUCAGACAGGGUCACGACGCCGUGCUGGGCCUGGCCGCACUGCCCAGCCACCGGGAAGCGAGGGUGGGUCUGGGCCGCAGCUGCAGUGUAGUUCCCACUGGAGAUCACAGCCAGGGCGGUAAUGUGGGAGGGGGGACCGGGUCCAGAAAGCCUCAGCGUCACCCUGCCUUUAAAAAUGCCACGGUGAGCCUGGUGUGGGGGCACUGCCGUCACCCCAGCGCCUGGGAGGCUGAGGCAGGAGCGUCGCUGCGAGUUCAUGUCCAGCCUGGGCUACUUAGCUAGACCCUGUCUCAAAAACAAAGGCCAGUUUUUAGGGUUUAGUCUCAGUGGAGCUGUGUUACUUUUCUUUUAUAACCUAUGGUGUCUGGGGUUGAGCCAAAAUCUUGUUUAUAAUGAACCAACUCAAUGUGCGCUGGCCACCUUUGGACACUGCUGGGACUGGGACAAGUGGGACUGCCCCGCCCCGCCCCUCGGAGAUGCCAGGGGCUUGAAUCAACCCAGUGAAUGUGGAAUAAUAAAGUCUAAAUAGCACGUUCUGAGGUGUCACUUGCCCUUUUCCCCCAGUUUACUUGGCAACAAAAUUUGAGCUCAGACAGAUUGCCACGUGCAAUGGUACAAACCUGUCACCUCAGCACUUGAGGCUGAGGCAGGAAGAUCGAAAGUUCAAGCCCAGCCUGGGAAAUUUAGCAAGACCCUGUCUCAAAAAAAUAAAAAGGGCUGGGGCUGGAGCUCAGAGGGAAGACCGUGGGUCUCACCCCAGGACUACACGCCGGAACAAGACAGACCAAGACCGCUGUUGGGCCGCUCAGAAGGGCACUGAAGCUCCUCCUAGGGCUGAAGAAUUCUAACAGAUUACUCAGGACUGCAACGGGUGGCUGUUUAUUUCGGGACUCUUCUAAGCCGGGUGUGAUGGGGCAUACCUGUCAUCCCAACACUUGGGAGGCUGAGACA